UAAUGAACAGAGAGAAUUAAUUCAAGAUUGUACUUCUUGGAGAUCAAGGUAAUUACAUAAAUAACUCUAAAAAGGAGUAGGAAAAACAUCUAUUUCUAAUGUUUAUGUGAAGAAAGAAUUUAAUUCUUAUGAAAAUGCUACAUCAGGUGCCAAUUAUCACUCCCAAACUUGUAAAAUUGAUAAUCAUCAAAUCAACUUUGCUGUAACUCUACAAUAUUAAUGAUAGAUUUGGGAUACGGCUGGAUAGGAGAAAUUUAAAUCUCUGGCAAGAUUAUAUUACAGAGAUUCUAAUGCAGCCCUUUUGGUUUAUGAUGUCACUAACUAUAAAUCUUUCUAAAGAGUAACAGAUUGGAUUAAUGAAUUAAAUGAAAAUAGCGAAACUGCAUGUAUUAUUAUCUAUUAAUUUAAGUAAAAUUUAUAGUUGGCAAUAAAAUAGAUCAAGUAGACAAAGAAGAAGUGAGUUAUGAUGUAGCAAAAUAAUUAGCUGAAGUAAUCAUAUUUCAUCACAUCUACUUUAGAAUUACGGAUGUUUUUUGCGACUAGUUUCUGCUAAGGAAAAGAAUGGCAUUUUUGAAUUAUUUGAAUCAGUUGGUAGAGAGCUAUUAAAAAAUGAAUAAGACAAUUAGAGUCCAAUGACUAAUUAGCCUGCACAGACUACUAAUAAACCAUUGGUUUAAUAAAUGCCAUAAGCUUAACAAUAAGACAAAUGUUGUUGAA
Molecule: messenger RNA, 717 nt
Organism: Paramecium pentaurelia
Lineage: Eukaryota; Ciliophora; Oligohymenophorea; Peniculida; Parameciidae
Source: the annotation of a GenBank genome assembly